Messenger RNA from Malus domestica (apple), 955 nucleotides. RefSeq lists its product as uncharacterized. The record is from RefSeq and is a predicted model, not a curated record. Lineage: Eukaryota; Viridiplantae; Streptophyta; Magnoliopsida; Rosales; Rosaceae.
UAGACCUCAUCAGAGCGCCCGACUGACUGAACCUUUUCCCUCAUAAUUUUGUGGCUGCCACUUCUUGGAAAUUUACAGAGGAGAGAGAGAGAGAGAGAGAGAGAGAGUUGAAGAAAGAAAGCAAAGUCUCGAAAGAUGUGGUGUGUUGGGGCCUUGGACUCAAAAACCGUAACUCCGUCUGCCUCUAUUCCUCUUGCUGGAGCUGCGAGCAGAUCCCCUACCAAUUCCCUCGCUUCACUCCACUUCCACGGUGCCUCUCGGCGUCCCUGCCCUCCUUCCGCCGUCUCUCUUUCAUAUCACUCGUCCUUCGGACCCAAGCUCUCUUCGAAGAAGACCCUCUCAUUCCGAUGCUACGCCGCAUUAACUCCGGAGCUGAAGAACACAUUGGACAAAGUUGUUACUUCACACAAAGUGGUUCUUUUUAUGAAGGGAACAAAGGAUUUUCCACAAUGUGGUUUUUCAAGCACUUGCGUACAGAUAUUGAGGUCUUUGAAUGUACCGUUCGAAACAAUAAACAUACUAGAAAAUGAACUUUUGCGCCAGGGAUUGAAGGAGUACUCGAGUUGGCCAACAUUUCCUCAACUCUACAUUGAAGGAGAGUUUUUCGGAGGCUGUGACAUCACUGUUGAUGCAUAUAAAAGCGGGGAGUUGCAGGAACUAUUGGAGAAGGCAAUGUGCUCGUAAACCGUUUAUAUGAAGAUAUGCAAAAGGUUUCUCUUGUUUUUAUGGUGAAUGGAGGUUUAUGGAUGUUGUGGAAGGAGGAACGGAACGCGUGACUUCGGGUGCUAGAAAAGUGCUUAUAAGUUAUAACCAUUCCUUCUGUUCGGGCUUGGGACGAAUUAGAACAUUUUAUUUGAAUCCAAUAAACAAUGGACGAUAUCAAUCUCUGUAAACUUAAACUGUUGUUAACAUCGCAAUUAACGUAUAAACAUAGCCACAUUAGCUAAAGCUAAAA